This is a messenger RNA of Oryza brachyantha (malo sina), 1109 nucleotides long. Its product is annotated as anaphase-promoting complex subunit 10. Gene Ontology annotation, cellular component: anaphase-promoting complex. Gene Ontology annotation, biological process: protein K11-linked ubiquitination; anaphase-promoting complex-dependent catabolic process. Bases 42 to 647 code for a protein of 201 amino acids. NCBI's taxonomy places the organism in Eukaryota, Viridiplantae, Streptophyta, Magnoliopsida, Poales, Poaceae. The transcript is spliced from 6 exons. The record is from RefSeq and is a predicted model, not a curated record.
AAGGUUCCAACCCCUCCACCCUUUCACCCCGCACGGCGGCGAUGGAAUCCGACGGCGACGAGGAGGCCGCGGCGACCCCGGGGGCCGCCGGGGCGCCGGCGGCGGGGAGGCUGAAGGGCUGUCCGGAGCUCAUGGUGGACGACGACAUGCGGGAGAUGGCCAAGACGGCCGCCUGGAGCGUCAGCUCCUGCAAGCCCGGCAACGGCGUCGCCUCCCUCCGCGACGACAACCUCGACACCUACUGGCAGUCGGACGGCGCGCAGCCGCACUUGGUGAACAUUCAGUUCCAGAAGAAGGUGCAGCUGCAGCUUGUUGUGCUGUAUGUGGAUUUCAAGCUCGACGAGAGCUAUACGCCUAGCAAGAUCUCUGUCCGGGCCGGCGAUGGCUUCCACAAUCUUAAGGAAAUUAAGACUGUGGAGCUUUCGAAACCAGUUGGUUGGGUUCAUAUAUCAUUAUCUGGAGCUGAUCCCCGAGAAACAUUCAUUCAUACAUUUAUGCUCCAAGUUGCGGUGUUAUCCAAUCACUUGAAUGGGAGGGAUACUCAUGUUCGACAGAUCAAGAUAUAUGGGCCAAGACCGAACCAUGUUCCGCACCAACCAUUUCACUUCACUUCGAGGGAGUUCGUCACGUACUCUACUAUUAGGUGACAAUUGACUAAUUUAAUUCCAUGGAACCCUCCACAUUGGAGCUGUUGUUGAAGAUUGUAGAAAGCUGGGGACACAGACUUCAGGUGCAAACCUUGAUUGCAUGCUUCAGAGUUCAGUCUCGUAUGAUAUGCACCCAGAAAUCACAGUGGAACUCUGGAAGUAGCUGCUUAAGCAUCUAGUCUCUCAUGAACCUUCAAGAGAAUUUGUUGUUUUAAUAUGUAGAGAAUUGAUAUUGAAUUCGUUUGUCUAUACGAGAUAGUACAUUUUACGUCCAUGGAAUGUAACAUUAUUCUUCUGUUGUGUGCAAGAAAUGGUUAUCUUGUAUGCUCAUUUAGAAUUUGAGAUUGAGGACUCGUAAUGAUUGUAUGUUUUUUUGCCUGCUUUCUUUUCGGGUGGCUUCUCUUGCUUACCCAGCCCAACGGAUACUGGGCCGGACUUUGGGGAAGGACGAAAGAAAGGCCA